AUGUUGGCAGUAAAUCAAGGUGCGAAACUCAAUAAUCUUCUUCAUCCUUCAAUUAGCAAACGUGCUGGUCCUGGUUGUCCUUCUUACUUUGAUCUUGAUGAUUGUCUUUAUCGUAAUUGUCCUUCUCGUUGUUCUAUUUGUUGUGGCAGUAUUUGUUAUUGUGAUCCUGAUUGUAAUGGUGAUCGGAAUCUUUAUUGUAAUUGUGAUCGUGAUAAUUGUCUCGAACGUUGUCCUAUUGCGGGUGCUUGUGAUGUUUACGAUUAUAAUGGUUGUGCUGAUCGUAAUACUGGUCAUUGUAAUGAUUAUUUUCGUGACUAUGGUUAUGGUUGUUGUAAUUCUGUUGCUGCUAAUGCUGUUGUUGAUUGUCCUCUUAAUUGUCGUAAUUGUUGUCCUAUUGCUGGUGACGAUGAUACUAAUCGUGCUGCUAAUGCUAAUGUUAACUUUAAUGUUCGUCCUGCCCGUGCUGUUCAAGUUCUUCAUCCUCGCAUUAUUGUUUAUCCUCCUCGUACAGUUGAGCUUAUACCUACUGGCAAUUUUAGUCUUGUUCACCUUCACCCUCCUCUUGAACUUGCUACUCUUUAUAAUAUUACUGCUGGUGCCGGUGCUGGUGCUACUUUUGCUCCCUAUCCUGCUUGUCUUCUUGCUGCUAUUCUUGUUGCUUAUACUGGUAGAAAGUAA
Messenger RNA from Adineta steineri, 678 nucleotides. The record is from the annotation of a GenBank genome assembly. Lineage: Eukaryota; Metazoa; Rotifera; Eurotatoria; Adinetida; Adinetidae.